This is a messenger RNA of Peromyscus eremicus (cactus mouse), 1343 nucleotides long. It is a transcript of the gene Sowahd, whose product is annotated as sosondowah ankyrin repeat domain family member D. The coding region runs from base 118 to 1095 and encodes 325 amino acids. The transcript has a single exon. Lineage: Eukaryota; Metazoa; Chordata; Mammalia; Rodentia; Cricetidae. Gene Ontology annotation, molecular function: protein binding. The record is from RefSeq and is a predicted model, not a curated record.
CCAGUUGCUCAAGACGCUUCCUUCCCUACCGCCAGCGCCAGUUCCUCUCCCGGUGGGGCCCUUGGAAGGCCAACGAACGCUAGCCAUCGGAGCCACCCGGGCGGCAGCUGGAAGAUCAUGGCCCAGCCCCAAGGAGACGCGAACCCGCUGCCCAAGACCUCGGAAGAGCCAGCCAAGUUGAACGCGCCCAGAGCCGUGCGGAUCCGCUCCUACAGAACGGACGUCUGUAGCCUUGGCAGGUACAAGGGCCAAGCCGUCGCGGACAGUGCUACCCUGUCCCGGGAGCCAAUCUUCCACAGCACCCUGUCGGUGAGCGGAGCGAGUGGGACGCGCCGGCGAGGGGCACUACGGGAGCUGCUGGGGCUGCAGGGGGCGGCUCCCACCGGGUGUCUGUCGGAGGAGCGCUUGGAGCCGGCCUCGCCUGGGUCCCGCCGCUCGAGCGGACAGGGCAGCAGCCGAGUGUGCCUAGAGCCGAGGGAGCACGCGUGGAUUCUGGCAGCCGCGGAGGGCCGUUUUGAGGUGCUGUUGGAGUUGCUGGAGGCUGAGCCCAGCUUGCUGAUGCAGGACGACCCGAUCACGGGCUACAGCGUGCUGCACUGGCUGGCAAAGCACGGGCGCCACGAGGAGCUCAUUUGGUUGCAUGACUUUGCCCAGCGUCGGGGACUGCCACUUGAUGUGAGCGCCCCAGGCAGCGGUGGCCUCACACCGCUCCACCUGGCUGCUCUGCAGGGCCACGAUAUGGUCAUCAAGGUGCUGGUGGGAGCUCUGGGGGCUGACCCCACGCGUCGCGAUCACAGUGGCCACCGGCCUUGUCACUAUCUGCGGCCCGGUGCUUCUUGGAGCUUGAGGGAGCUGUCCGGAGCAGAAGAAUGGGAGAUGGCACGCGACAAAGAGCACGACAACGCCAACAACAACAGCACCACCAGCACUGGGUGGUCACUGAGACACACUCCAAGUGCAUCGCGCUCCAAGUCCAUAGGGACACACUGCAAAGAGAUGGCUCAGCCAGCCAAAGAGAAGAAGGCACCAGGCAAUCAGAGAGGACAGAGCAAUGGCUUUCUGCGCCAUCUGUUCCCCUUCAUCCAGUACCGUUGAAGUGGACCAGAGAGCUCAUUCUUGGGUUGUUCCUGACCCCACUCAAGUAGAUGCUCCUCCAACACAGCUUGGGCCUGUAAUGGGCAGACCACGUCUGGGCCCCCAGCCCUGUCCCAGGUCUUCUGCCACUAGCUAACUGUCAGAAGAAUCCAUCUAGAAGGAGAGCCGAGAACCAGGCCGGCCUUGAUGCCCAGUCCCAACGCUACAGGACUUAGACGUUUGGAGCAAGGAUCGUGAUCCUCCUUGGA